This is a messenger RNA of Scheffersomyces stipitis CBS 6054, 2106 nucleotides long. RefSeq names its product ubiquitin-specific protease (gene DOT4). Gene Ontology annotation, molecular function: cysteine-type deubiquitinase activity; cysteine-type endopeptidase activity. Bases 1 to 2106 code for a protein of 701 amino acids. NCBI's taxonomy places the organism in Eukaryota, Fungi, Ascomycota, Pichiomycetes, Serinales, Debaryomycetaceae. The record is from RefSeq and is a predicted model, not a curated record. The transcript has a single exon. Gene Ontology annotation, cellular component: cytosol; nucleus.
AUGGCUGCUAGCUUAAACAAGAGUACUAGCAGCGGGUCCAAGGAGUUUAACCCUGUACUCGAUAGAUAUCUUUCGCAUCCGCUCACUUUUAAGCCCGGAAGACAGAUGGAUGCCAACACCAGUACCGAGGGCAAGCCAGGCAAUUAUAUAAUUCUCUCGCGCAAGAAGAAGACUUUGGCCAGCGGAGGAAGCAUAGCGAUUAACGGAAGCAGUUCUCCAACUUCUGCUACCACUUCCCCGAAGUCUUUAGCGAAAGCUACACACAAGCCGAGGUCUAUGGCUGAGGCUGUAGCUGCGUAUACUGGUAAGAAGUUUCUUACUAAGGCAGAGAAAAAACAGUUAUCAAGAAAGAGGAAGCUAGAAGAGGCGGAAGAAAAACGUCAAGUGAAUCAAGAUGCUAAUACUACUUCAUCUGCAUCUACAUCGAUCAUCAAGAAUAUUUUCAGCAUUUAUAACCGAACUGCCAGCUCUCAGAAUGAGGAUUUGGGUGAGAAUGUGACGUCCGAUAACGAUUCACAGUAUGAAUCGGCUUCUGAAGUGUUUGAAGAAACAAGCAACAAUAAUACCGAGAGCGAGAGUCCUUUCACAGGUUUCAGUGAGUCUGAGUCCAAGAGCGGAACUCCUGGUGCUGAAGAUAAGAAUGAUGUAGAUGAAGAAGAAGAAGAUGAAGAAGACGACGAUUUCAAUAAUUCCAGUUCCUCUUCUAGUUCAUCCGUGGAAGAUUCGUCUAGGUCGACUACUCCUUCUGAAGAAGAUGAAGACGAGGAUAAAGACCUUGAGAAGUUGAAGUAUGACUUAAAAACGGAUCAGCUUGAGAAUCAGAAACAGAAAGACGAAGACUAUGAAGAAGAAGAUGAAGACGACGAAGAAGAAGAUUUGGAAGAUGAAGAGAAGCUGAAACAGCAGUCGAAAGAGUCAUCUACACCACCGACUUCACCUGAGGAGGACAACGAUGAAGAGAAACAGCUUCAGUUCUACGAUAUGGGAGAGGACCCUUCUGAUCGAGGUUCAAACCACAGCAAGCGUAUAUACAAGAACUGGCGGGAGUUGGAAAACAAGAAGCCUGUAGGGUUAUUGAACCAUGGCGUGACUUGUUACAUGAACUCAGCCAUCCAAGCCAUGGUUCACAUUCCUGCUAUUCAGCAUUAUCUCAACGCUAUCAACCACAACAAGGUCUCGGAGUUGAAGCCUCGUUCAGUGAGCCAUGUGUUGGCUGACUUGAGUCGUCGUAUGUGGGCUCUAGAUGGCACUAAGCAUGUCAAGUACGUCAACCCCAAGAAGAUCAUCCAACGUUUAGGUGAUAUCAACUGUAUGAUGAGCGAAUGGCAGCAGGAAGAUGCCCAUGAGUACUUUAUGUCGUUGAUGUCACGUUUGCAAGAAGACCUGACACCCAAGGGAGUCAAGAUGAACCAGUCUAUCAUAUAUGACAUCUUUGGAGGGUUACUCGCACAGAGAAUCACAUGUACCAAAUGUAACAAUGUUUCGGAAACGAAGCAGGAGUUCUACGACUUGCUGUUAGGGCUCAAUAAGAAGAAACUCAGAGACCACCAGCCUAUAGAUGACUCAAUUCCCAGCUCCAAUCGUUAUCUGAUUGAGAAGUCGGUCCGCGAUUUCUUCAGUAACGAAUUGAUCAAGAUCGACAAGGCAGACAGCAAACUGGGCUACUUCUGCGAGAAGUGCCAGGACCGUACUGUAGCACAUAAGAUAUCAUUUAUAGACAGAUCGCCAGAGUAUUUGACGGUGCAUCUCAAGCGUUUCAAGUUCAACGGCAACUCGUCGCUGAAGGUGAAGCAGUCCAUCAGCUAUAGCGAUGUUCUAGACUUGACUCGGUACACUGUGGAUGCGCGUCAUGCUGCGAAGUACAAGUUGAUGGCAGUGAUAGUUCACGAGGGUAGAUCCAUCUCUAGUGGACACUAUAUUGCUCAUUGUCUUCAGCCAGACGGCAGUUGGGCCACGUAUGACGACGAGUACAUCAACAAGAUUGAUGCAAGAAUAGCUUUGGCCGAUCCGUCGGCUUAUGUGUUGGUGUAUUCGAAGUUGACACCGAAGGAUUUAAAGAGAAAUGGGGAUGGUAUUGAAAGUGAGGCAAAGAGAAGAAAGAUAUAG